UUGGAAAACUCCGCCCACUGGUGUGGAGAUAACCACGCCCACUCUGAGCCCACUGUGAGCUCCCAGCGCUAUGGUUACCCCAGCAGAGUGUUAAUACCACAAGCCUAGCAGAGGCAGGAAUCAUGGCAAGGGGACUAGGCUUUAUCGCGGGGAAUAACGCAGUAUUUUUGGAACUCUCCGUUGUUCUUCCUCUCCUCUUAUUCCUCGGCAUAGGUGUUUGCAGCAACAAGGUUGUCGUUCCAGAGCAUGUUCAAGUUGUGCUUGGCAAGAAUGCCACACUAAGCUGCAGGGUGGAUGUUGGUGCCAACCUCAGCCUGACACAAAGCUCCUGGGAACGCAGCUUGCCCAUGCGCCCUGUCACAGUGGCAGUAUUCAAUCCACAGUUUGGCAUCUCCAUAUCUGAGGAAUACAUAAAUCGUGUACAUUUUCUCAACCCAUCAGUCGAGGAUGCCUCCAUAGUGUUGGAGGGAGUAGACUUUGCAGAUAUUGGCUCCUAUAUUUGCAAGGUGGUCACCUUCCCACUGGGUAACUCACAGGCUUCUACAGUUGUUGACAUCAUGGUUGAGCCCAAAGUAUAUGUGUUGGCGGGUGUUGAUCCUCUGGUGGAUGGUAAUGCUGAGGGUGUGGUGGCAACAUGCAUGGCUGAAAAGGCCCGCCCACCAGCUGAAGUUUUCUGGGAGGCGGAGCUUUAUGGACGCUCGGAGCACAUCAUACAAGAUGAACCUGAUGGCACUACCUCAACCCAGGUGGAUUACAUAUGGGCACCCAGCAGCCACGCCCUUAAUCACGCCCUCACCUGUGUGGUCCGCCACCCUGCCCUGGCUAUGGACUUGCGCAUCCCCUAUGUGCUUAAUGUACAGUUUGCUCCAGAUGUCAUGGUUCUGGGCCACAAUGAUGUUUGGUAUGUGGGACAAGAACAUGCGAAGUUGGACUGCAGAGCAAAUGCUAAUCCUCCUCCUCAUCACUUCUUCUGGACCAGACUCAACAUGCAGAUGCCUGCAGGGGUAAAGACCACAAAUAGCAGUUUGAUCUUUACUCGACCCCUUCAGAGAAACGAUUCUGGAACAUAUAGAUGUGAGGUCCAGAAUGAAGUUGGACUGCAUUCACAGGAAGUACACAUCUGGAUACAAGAGCCUCCAUCGACACUUUCUGUUCCCACCACAACCAGUGGAGUCAUUCCUGGUCUCUACAGUUCAUUACCCACCCACUUCCGUGCCCGCUUCACCUCCCCAACACUGGCAUCACUGCAUGAUGGCACAAUGGGCACUGUCGUGGGUGGUGCUGUAGGAGGCACACUGGUACUGAUUCUUCUGCUGGCCAUUGCUUUGCUGUGGUACAUACGUCAGCAGCGCACAUUCCGAGGUGAUUACUACACCAAGCAGUACAUUGGGCCCUCAUACAUGCAAAAAGAGUCCGUUGAGCUUCAUGACACCUUUAGAGAUGACUCAGCUAACAGCAGCCAAGACCUGAAACAUGAACCAGAUGGAGAAGGUGAUGGAGAUACACCAAACUACAACAGUUACAGAAAAAACAAAGGCCAGUGGGACAGUUAUUGCCCUGAAAACUCUAACAUUAACACAUGUGGGAACAAUAUGUCCCCUUACCUGCAGGAGAAGAGCUAUGAUAUGGCCACAGACUGCGACUAUGUGUCCCACAAGGACGGAUCUGUGAUCUCUCGUAGAGAAUGGUAUGUGUAAAUAUGUGUGACGAUUAAUAGAAGACGAGACUGUACAUAAUACAGUAUUACCAAACACUUUAAAGUGUAUUUCAGGCAAAUUAAAGGCUGAAUUGUUUUA
Tachysurus fulvidraco (yellow catfish) is the source of this 1796-nucleotide messenger RNA. It is a transcript of the gene nectin3a, whose product is annotated as nectin cell adhesion molecule 3a. Lineage: Eukaryota; Metazoa; Chordata; Actinopteri; Siluriformes; Bagridae. Gene Ontology annotation, cellular component: apical junction complex; adherens junction. The record is from RefSeq and is a predicted model, not a curated record. The transcript has 6 exons. The coding region runs from base 123 to 1697 and encodes 524 amino acids. Gene Ontology annotation, biological process: heterophilic cell-cell adhesion; homophilic cell-cell adhesion.